AAAAAACGAUCUCCUCCCAACACCUCUGUGAAGAAAAGCAAGAUUCACAAUACACAAGUGAAGGAUGGUGUUCGUUAGGCAAGAGAGGUAUAAGGGUAUGCCUCCUUCUUAAUACCCCAACGACAAGCCAUGGAAAUCUUAGCAUUCUCCAACAUCAUCCCCGCCACCGCACUUGCAUCCAUGCCAUGUGGUGGAGCCACCACUUUCCGGCGUCCAAAACCCAUCUCCGCCGCUGCUAAUGCUAAACAGCCACCAUCACGAUCGCGCCACCAAAAACUUACCCACCAAAUGCCACCAGAAAAAGUUGAAGUCUUCAAGUCACUUGAAUCAUGGGCCUCCAGAUUUGUAUUACCACUCGUCAAGCCGGUGGAUAAAUGCUGGCAGCCUAGCGAGUUUCUGCCGAACCCCGCCAAACCUGCCGACGACUUCAUGGACGAAGUUAAGGCCCUACGUGAUCGGACAAUCGGGCUCCCUGACGAGUAUUUUGUGGUAUUGGUGGGGGAUAUGAUCACCGAGGAAGCACUACCGACUUAUCAAUCUAUGAUAAAUACAUGUGAUGGGGUCCGGGAAGAGAGUGGGGCAAGUCCGUGCCAGUGGGCUGCUUGGGUUCGGUCUUGGGCUGCCGAGGAAAAUAGGCAUGGUGAUUUGCUUAGAACAUAUCUUUAUCUCUCUGGCCGGGUUGAUAUGUUGAUGGUUGAGAGGACAACACAACACCUAAUUAGAGCUGGAGCGGACAUUGGGUUGGACAACAAUCCUUACUUAACGUUCGUGUAUACAUCAUUCCAAGAGCGAGCUACAUUUGUGUCUCAUGGUAACACAGCUCGACUAGCAAAGAAGGCUGGGGAUCCAAUUCUUGCAAGCAUAUGUGGGACCAUUGCGACUGACGAGAAGCGCCACGAGAAUGCAUACGUAAGAAUUGUUGAAAAGCUACUCGAGGUUGACCCAAAUGAUACCAUGUUAGCCAUAGGUAACAUGAUGAGGAAGAGAAUCACAAUGCCAGGUCACCUAAUGUGCGAUGGUCAGGACCCUAUCCUUUUCCAGCAUUUCUCAGUCGUGGCUGAACAGAUUGGGGUUUACACGAUUGACGAUUACAUGGAAAUCCUGGAGUUCUUAAUCGGACGAUGGAGGCUAGAGAAACUCGAUGGGCUAAAAGGGGAUGGGAGGCGCGAACAAGAAUACGUGUGCAGUCUACCAACUAGGAUGAGGAAACUGCAAGAGCAAGCAGUUGAACGAGGUAGGAAAAUGGAGCCACAUGAGCAAAAAUUUAGUUGGAUCUUUAACAGAGAAGUUACUAUUCAGGUUUAAAUGCAACAGGCUCAUUGUGAAUGUAUAAAUAGGUAAAACUUGAAAUUCUAACCCGAACCAAGUUUGGCCGAACUAAAUUAAUCAUAGAGCAAGUUGAGUAAACCACUCCCCUAAACAAAAGAGAAAGGCAGUUGAGUAACUCUCUGACGCAAGGGACAGAACUGUAUAUCAAGAAAUUAAAGGAUGCUAUAUAACAUUAAGUACAUUGGUAUAUAUAUAUAAUGGAUGGGGUUAGUUUGUUU
This is a messenger RNA of Sesamum indicum (sesame), 1547 nucleotides long. Its product is annotated as stearoyl-[acyl-carrier-protein] 9-desaturase 6, chloroplastic. The record is from RefSeq and is a predicted model, not a curated record. Gene Ontology annotation, cellular component: chloroplast stroma. Gene Ontology annotation, biological process: fatty acid metabolic process. Gene Ontology annotation, molecular function: stearoyl-[ACP] desaturase activity. NCBI's taxonomy places the organism in Eukaryota, Viridiplantae, Streptophyta, Magnoliopsida, Lamiales, Pedaliaceae.